Molecule: messenger RNA, 2888 nt
Organism: Amphimedon queenslandica
Lineage: Eukaryota; Metazoa; Porifera; Demospongiae; Haplosclerida; Niphatidae
Exons: 13
Coding region: 247-2643 (798 amino acids)
Source: RefSeq, a predicted model, not a curated record
AUAGUUGCUUCACAGAAGAGACUGAUCACCUCCUCCAGUCCAUCCGCUAAAGAGAGAGAGAGAGGGAGGGUAGCAGCAGAGGAUCUUCAUAUCUCUUUACUUCAGCCACUAGCCGACCUUUAGCACAGUAUCACUUGCAAAUCCAAUCAAACUCACCUCCUCCAGUUUAAUUCAUUUUUAGUUUUCUCUACUAGUAAUUUGUACCUAUUCUCUACCAGUGAGUUUUUAAUAAGUACUAACCUCACCAUGUCUACAGAACCUGAUGCCAAUAAAACGGGAUCCACCUCAAAGACCCACUCCACAGGUAAUCGGCACCCCCAGGACAAGAAGGAGGGCUCCGCCCGGUCCUUUGGGGGUAAGAGGAACACUACGGGGCCAACCCCUCGUUACCAUGGCAGCACAAGUACACACGAUGGCUCCGUUAAAGCUAAGGGCAGUGGGUGGGAGUCUGCUCAUAAAGGAAGGCACCGCCCAGGGAAGGAUGAACACAGGAAACCACGAGAGACUCAUUCAACAAGGAACCUUACCCAAUCAGGGAAGACCCACAAUAGAAAGAAUAAUGCUUCAAAUAAGUCCCACCCACCAGCCCAAACUACCGAAGAUACAGUUGAUAAACAAGAAGAGACUGUACAAGAGGAAGACCGGGGACCCUUGGAGAAUGAAGCUCCUCUUAUUGAAGAAGAAGGAGGCACUGAUUUAGGAGCAAAGGAUCUCUGUGGGAACAGUAAUAGACUAGUCUACACUAGGGAUGACCUGUUGCUGCUCAAAGAGGUGACACUUAGUCUAUUGUCUCCUGUUCCUCACUUUGAUACAAUGGAAGUUGAAAUAGUCAAAGAAAUACUCAAGAGACACAACAGCUCCAGCAGCAGCAACAAUGACCCCAAUGAUCCUGAGACUGAUCUAGUCGACGAUAUGAAACCAAAGCACCCAGCAACCCUGUCAUUAAUAAGAGAACACGAUCCCAAGACAUCAGCUAAGGUUACACUGAGUCCUCAGAGACGAUCCUUUGGUUCCGGCUGCUCCUGGAGGGAAUCUCCUGUCAAGAAUGGGCCACAGGCUCCGCCCACUAAUCAAACAAAUAAUGGUGACUCAGCGGAAUCAGAAAAAGAUGAAGUUUUUUAUCAUCACAGAGUGACCACACCCUCCAGUCAUAAGGUCAUUGAUCACAUUCCUUAUCGUUCCCGUGGCAACGGAGGAAAGGGGGAGUGGCAGGAGCCACCCAAGAGGCGUGGCAGUAGCUGGAGAGAGUCAGUGGACACUGGUCGACUGGACGAGGAGCCGGAGUGGAUGUCCUACGGUCCAACGGAUUGUAACGAAAUAAUGGAACUAAAAGGAAUGGAGGACCAUGAGCUGGAGAGAGAAGCCAUUAAACCAGGAGGGACCAAUGUAUCUUCAGUUGACGAUAAACAAAUAGAAGAAGGCGGAGUCAGUUCAGACCCCUCCCCCUCGUCAAGUGUUGGUGAUACGUCAAAAGAUGACUAUGACUCUGGCCUGCCCUCCUCCUCUCCAUACGAUGAUGAUCAGGAGUUCAUGCUGGACGGGUUUGAUUUUAGUACCGGAGUGAGUAUCUGCCGAGCACUAGCAUCAGACAGUGAUGAAGAGGAGGCCACACCCAUUAAUAAUAAUAACAAUAAGGAGGGACUACCUGCAAUCACUGAUAAACAUCAACUGACUAAUGCUCUCUUGAAUGUUUUAAAAAUUCCCCCAGGGGGCAGUGGGGAGGCCCCCACGAGACCAUUACGUGCUAUGACGUUAGACGAGAUUGAAGAGCCACGCCCUCAGGAAGUAGAUCAAGAUCAAAGUGCCUUUAAUAAACUACUAGCGGCUAUAAAUUCACCACACGGGGGGCCUCCGGGGACCGGAAUUGAAGGACAUGUUUCCCACGGUAGAAGAGAACAAUAUCAGGUCCCGCCCACCAGCGGACACGUUAACAGAACUUUGUUCUCUGAUGAAUCCGAACAGCUACAACCUUUACAAUUGAGAGGAGGUGGGCGGUAUCAGACUCAUCAAGAGUGGACACACCCUCGGUGGGGCGUGACAGGAGGUGUGGCUUACAGACCAAACUUAUACAAGUCUCAUCAUUCGGUUCAAGUUCGGCCUGGUCACACGCUGAGUCAGCAGUCGUCAGGACAACAGCAUGGGAUCAGUUGGGUAUCGGAAAUGGAGUUAAGGAGAAGAUCAGAACUGAAUCAGAUAAUGGCUGAAAAGGAAAGACAAGAAAGACAGUUGUUAGCAGCUGAGAAAGAACGGCAACGAGUCAUCACUCAAAGGUCUAAUAACUCGUCGCUCAGUUUCUUACCAACUUCAGUUAUAAGGCAAAUGCACUCUAAACCAGCUGGUACCACACUGCCCACUCAUUUAAUUAACAAUUCUAUGGAGGUACCUCCCAUUCACACUAACAGUUAUGAUAGAGAUUACCAGCCUCCGCUACACAUGUUGUCCCAGUCCAGUGGUAUUCCUUUUCAUCAUAAUACAGCUGUGCCCCACCAUAAUGUAGCUGUGCCCCACCACAUCCAUUCUCAUCACAUGGGCGGGGCCGCUAGCAUUAACAAUGGUAGGACAAUGGGUACACCGGUCGAUACAAUGGCUAGCGGAUUCACUCAUCCCAUGCAGUACAGAAUGACGUAUCCUCAACAGCAGUGAUUGAUGGCUGAAGAUUCUUCACUGCUCUCUCUCUCUCUCUUUACAAACUUCAUUUAUCAACUCUAUCAAUAAUGUAUUGAUUUACAUGUGCCACAUGUAUGAUUCAUAUCCAGCAGCUGCCAAUAUACUCCAGCAGCCGCUUCAGUCAUUUCUUCUUAUUAAGUGAUCCAUGCACAUUAUACAGUAUAGUGUAUCAUUGUGUUUUUGAGUUUUGUCUAUAAUUAAGAAUUAUUAUAAAUGAGAAA